Molecule: messenger RNA, 519 nt
Organism: Aaosphaeria arxii CBS 175.79
Lineage: Eukaryota; Fungi; Ascomycota; Dothideomycetes; Pleosporales
Product: acyl-CoA N-acyltransferase
Exons: 2
Coding region: 1-519 (172 amino acids)
Biological process (GO): protein acetylation
Molecular function (GO): N-acetyltransferase activity
Source: RefSeq, a predicted model, not a curated record
AUGAGCUUAUCCCCUUUGGUUCGGCAUGCACGCUCUCAAGACGUCCCUCUGAUCCUGAGUUUCAUCCGCGCCGCUGCAGAGGAACAAGCACCAGAAGCCGAAAUAGGUGCCACUGAACAAGCACUUUCAGACACACUGCACCUGCAAGAUGUAACGGACUCAAAAGCCAGUCGAAUCGCCUGGCCACUGCUCAUCUACUCACCAGACGACGUGCCAGCAGGCUUAUUGAUCUAUUUUUUCAAUUACUCGACCUGGUCGGCUGCUCCUGGUGUCUGCUUGGAGGAAUUGUAUGUCGUCCCGAAGUACAGACGCGAUGGGUAUGCGCGGCUUUUAGUCGAGGCGAUGGCGUCUGCUGCGGAGGAAGCAGGAUGUGUGAAGAUGGAUUGGGUCUGUCUGAUGAAUAAUGAGAAGGCUUUGAGGUUCUAUGACAAGCUUGGUGCGAAGCGCAUGGAGGAUUGGGCUGUUCUUAAGGUUGAUAAAGCGACGAUUUCGAGAUUGUCGGGGAAAGACAGUGUCUAG